Molecule: messenger RNA, 1457 nt
Organism: Mya arenaria
Lineage: Eukaryota; Metazoa; Mollusca; Bivalvia; Myida; Myidae
Product: chromosome transmission fidelity protein 8 homolog
Exons: 3
Coding region: 159-494 (111 amino acids)
Biological process (GO): mitotic sister chromatid cohesion
Cellular component (GO): Ctf18 RFC-like complex
Source: RefSeq, a predicted model, not a curated record
GUAAACAAAAAAUUCCAUUUAAGUAGUAUUGUCAUAUCAAUGGUUCAAAUACCUAUCAAAUUGCCCUGUGAUGCCGGGAAGCACCAGGAGUUGGCCAUGAUAGGAGCUACAGGGUGCCCUGGAGACCAGCCUUACUAAUAUCACAGUUCAGGUGUUCCAUGGUGUAUUUCAGGCCCGGUGAUGCUGGGAAGCCCCAGGAGUGGGCAAUGAUUGAGCUACAGGGUACGCUGGAGACCAGACAUCCGGUACCCUUCAGUGGCAGAUUUAUUGGGGAUCUCCACUUCACUCACAAGGAUGUUCCGGUGCUGAUCAUUGGUCACCACAUUCUGUAUGGGAAGCUGGUCAGUCUGGAGAAGCCAUAUGGGAUACUGGUCAAAGACAGACAGGCAGACACUGCACACGCCAGCUACACCAUCACCGCCAUUAUCAGGAAAAAACUGCUGUUCAAAAACAGACCAAAACCCAUCAUUGCAAAUGUGCCAAAGAAAUUAUGAGGUUUAUUUAUGAUUGUGUGAAUGAUAGUGUGAAAUUCCAAAAAUGGUGAAUAAUCAUUAAUGAUAUAUGUUAUGUUUCAACUUUGUAUUGUGAUAGAUUAUCUCCCUUCUCUCACAUUUGAUGAACAUGAACAUAUUGAAUCAUAUGAUUUACUUAACUGAUGAGGACAAGCUUGAUUGUGAAAAUAAGGAGAAGUUUUUCAUAGUCCAAGGAGAACUUUUUAUCAUAAGUCAUAUGUUGUCUAUAGAGAGGUUUAACAGUCUGUGAUCAGUAGUUGUUCCUUUGUCAACGGUUGGGUGUGUAAGCUUACCCCCAUCCCCUUGAAUACCUAAUACUUCUGAGUACUUACCUGGAUCCUGCCUAGCAAAUUAUAUUUAACCAUUUUGACACCCAGAGUCUGCAUAACAAAUAAUACUGCCCUCUUGAGUCGAAAAACCUUUAAAGGCAUUUGAGUAUUGUACCACAGGGCGUGGGGUGCUUGGUCAUGUUUUAAGUAGUGAACAAGCUAGCAUACACAGUUUCUUCUAAACCUGCUUGAAAUCUGGUCAGAAUAAGUGUCAUUGUGAAAACUGAAUUCAAUCUUCAUGAAAUUUGGUGUGGAUGUUUGUCUUUAACAUCUUAAUUUAACUUAGGUUUGACAAAGUUAGGUGUUUUCCUUUUCAGACGAGAAGCCAAAUAGUUUUAAACUUUGUCAGAAGUCUAAGAAACCUGGUAGUAGGUCCCUGAUGAAACAUAGAAAAAAAUAUAUCUAACUAGUUUAUAUUUUUUGACGGUGAAAUUAUUUAUAUAUUUAUUUUUUUUUGUGGGAAGGGGUGGGGGUGUUUGUCCAUCUACAAUCUACUCAGUCUUACAUAUAUGUUAGAAUGAAUGUUCUGUUGAUAUCUAGUGUAUUAACUGAGUGUAUAACCCUCUUGUUAUUUGAAUAUUUGUAACAAUUUGAAACAUCAAUUUUAAUAAAAGAA